AUGUUCUCCCUGUCCACGAUGGUGGGGCUGGUACCAAUAGUGUCGCUCUUUGGUUUGUUCUACUCUGCUGCAGUGGAUGAGAACUUCCCUCAGGGCUGCACAAGCAGCAACAAUUUGUGUUUCUACAGCCUGUUGCUGCCGGUCACCAUCCCUGUCUAUGUAUUCUUCCACCUCUGGAGCUGGAUAGGGAUCAAGCUUUUUAGACACAACUAG
This is a messenger RNA of Perca fluviatilis (European perch), 213 nucleotides long. Its product is annotated as phosphatidylinositol N-acetylglucosaminyltransferase subunit Y-like. The transcript has a single exon. Lineage: Eukaryota; Metazoa; Chordata; Actinopteri; Perciformes; Percidae. The record is from RefSeq and is a predicted model, not a curated record. The coding region runs from base 1 to 213 and encodes 70 amino acids.